Aspergillus ochraceoroseus IBT 24754 is the source of this 807-nucleotide messenger RNA. Its product is annotated as ribonuclease H family protein. The record is from RefSeq and is a predicted model, not a curated record. The transcript has a single exon. Lineage: Eukaryota; Fungi; Ascomycota; Eurotiomycetes; Eurotiales; Aspergillaceae. The coding region runs from base 1 to 807 and encodes 268 amino acids. Gene Ontology annotation, molecular function: nucleic acid binding; RNA-DNA hybrid ribonuclease activity.
AUGGCAAAGGGAAGCAAUAAAAGCAUCCGAAGCCGGAAUAAAGCCAGACUCCGGAGACGCCAACACUCUUCAGGAACCACCCGCACCGGCGAGCCCACGGUACAAACACAGCUGCUGCUGUAUGACGGAUUCCCGAACAUUAUCGUGGAACCCAGAUCUGCAGCGUUGGCUUUUGCAACGAUCGCACCAGAUCUCGAGAGCUUGUUCCUAGUGUGGACGGAUGGGUCGGUUCUAGGAAAGCUCUCAUCCCCCAGCUCAUCCCCAUCAUCCCCCUGCUCAUCAUCUCCAUCAUCCCCAUCAUCCCUACCCUCAUUGCCUAUCACAGUCGGCGCCGGUGCAUCCGCUGUCUACGAAGAUUCAUCCGAGCCUGCUGGGUGGACCUGCAGCGCGGUCCAUUUGCCGAACAUCGCAAACAUCGAGCAGGCAGAGCUACACGGUAUCGAAGCCGGCCUAAACAUUGCGUUGGAGCGAGUGAAUACAGUUCCCGAGUUUGCGAAGAAGAAGAAGAAGAUAGUCCUUUUCUCGGAUUGCCAGGGGGCCCUGCGCAGGAUCUCCGAAUACCUCAAGAGCCCAGCUGACUCGCUGUGGGAGGUAAUACCCGCGAUUUCCGAAAAGCUCGCCGCGCUCAGGCUGUUGGGCAUUGAGCUGGAGCUACGCUGGGUCCCGGCGCACCAAAAGAUCCCUGGGAAUAUGGUGGCGGAUGCUAUCGCGAAGAACGCAAUGGCGUAUACCCGUGCUGGCUCCAACAUGCAGACUGAGCUGGUGACGGGGUCGGUAGAUCCUUUCAGAAGAUCACCUGUAUUAUAA